Molecule: messenger RNA, 19397 nt
Organism: Xyrichtys novacula (pearly razorfish)
Lineage: Eukaryota; Metazoa; Chordata; Actinopteri; Labriformes; Labridae
Source: the annotation of a GenBank genome assembly
AUGAACCUCCUGCAGUCAAAUAAUGGCAGUGAUGUGAGGGAUUCCAGGAAGAAGAUUUCUGAUACAGAACAACUUGUACCCCUUAGAAAACCAGAGUUUUUGGAGCUGCGUGCCAUACCGGGAGUCAUAGGAGAGAGUAGGUGUUUUGUGGGUAGGUGGGGAGCAGGUUAAAGAUGCUCUCGUUCCUGUUAUCCCAAUGGCCUUUUAGCGGCAUUACUCAUUUUGGGAAAGAGACACUCCAGUUACAUAAGCCAAUGCUACAGAGUCUGCCUACCAGCUUAAAUCAGCUCACAUCCUCUGUAUGUACCUGAACAUAAUUGCUUGGCGCUUUAAACUGCCAGAUCUGUUUCCUAUUGCUCACAGAUUUCACUGUUGAAAUCCAUCAACAGAUGACAAAUCAACCUGAGUAUCAUAAUAUCCAUGUUUACUACAUCCUGCUUCCAGGAAUACACGUCUCCAUGUAAAAACUCGCUGUGCGAAGAGGUCUUGAAGGUCUUGAACAGAGAUAUUACAAUGAACGUCGACUCGAGUGAUAGACUCAUCCUUUGUCCAUGCUCUUUGUGACCGGCAGAAGGCUGUCAAGAAUACAGUUUUGUUGUUGGCAUGGACCCAGUGAAAUCUCCUGUUCUUUUGAGUCUUGUCUCCGUCAUACCCUGUGGGAUCUGUGCCUCUCCUUGGGUUGACGUAACUUUGAAAAGCCUGCAAAGAUUAAAAAAAAAAAAAAGAGCUAGAUCUUUCAGUCUGUGUUCAGUAUAGUUCAGAAUCAGCUGCUUGCUUACUGGCUGAUUGAGCAUCACAUGGUUGCUUCCUUUUUUGCAGUAAUUGUGUGUUGUUGUGCAGUGUUUUUCUUGGAACUUGCAGGUACAACAUUAAGGGUAUUUGAUGAUUUCUGCUUUAAGAUGUCAACUUUGUUUUCAUUUCCUCUCCUGUCUCGAAUGCAUGAUGUUUGGCUGUUUUCUUAUGCGUUUAACCUCCGGGUCUUACGUGGUUAGCUACCAUUGAUGGGCAUCCAUUCAACUUUUUUAAGUAACCAUAAAAUGUGCAGUCAUUUGAUACCAGGAGUUGUGCCUUGAAUCACCUUAAAAGAAGCAAGUAGAUGUCCUUUUAAGUGAAAAACACUCAUUAGGGGCCCACUUCACACAAAUUGGUUUUAAUAUAAAACUGUGACUUUUGUUGCAUUGUGGUUUUUUAUUUACAUGAAGAUGAUAUUUUAGGCAACUGAAAAUGCAGACUUUUGAUAAAUAGGUUGUACAUUUCUUAAUAAUGCAAUAAUUGCUGUGAUUAGCCAUAAUAACAGUGAUUCAUAUCCCCUUUCACACCUGUGCAUUAUUCUCUCAGUAAAAUAGCCAUGUGGAUACUGUGGAUACUGUGGACAAUAGUGGAUGAUACCAAGCUGAGUUUGCUGCUUAGUACAGAGUUUAUUCUAUUCACCAGUUUGUUGAAGAAUCCUCUUAUCCCUUGAUGGUUUUUCAUCACUGAAUUGCAAAGUCAUAGCACCAACUAUUGGCUUGCUGCACACUCUCAGUUCAGUGUCUUUUGUAAUGUCAUGUGAAUGUGGGCUUAUCAAAAAAUGGAAUGGGAAGACUUCCAUUUUUAACGGGGCUGUUCUCCUGCAAACAAGGUCUGGACUAUAACGUCUUAUGUGAUCUGUGACAUGACUUUUGGAGGGAGAAUGAUCAUUAGUCGCUGUUUAUUGGAGUGUGUGUAGAUGUAGCCGUUGUUAACUUAGGUGACGCAGCUCAAGGAAGAACUUUUAUGGUCAUUUCUUUAUGGAAAUGCAAUCAGACCAAGACGAUAAGUCAGAAGAACUACCACAUCUGCAGUGCAAAAGGAUUAAAAUGGUGAUUAUUACUUUAAGGAAAUGAUAAAGUAAUGAUCACAAAUGUUCUUCCUUGAGCUGUGCCACCCCGCAGCAGUCCGUAAUGGACUUGCCCUAGGUCUCGCUACAAACAAGCGGCUGCUGGAAGAGAGUAGGUGAGUUGUGUUUAGUCUCUUUGCUAAAGAAUUUAAGCAAAGUUAAAACGAUGUUUGAUGGCUAGUACUUUGGUUGGGACCCUAUAUGUACUGUUGAUGAAGUUAGGUACUGUUCUGAGCAUUAUUUGUGGCUAUAGAGUGGCGUUUUGGUUGAGGUUUGUGUAUGGCUCCUCAGACCGCUGUGUAUUGCUAUCCUACGGUUGAAUUUGGUGUAACUAGAGAAGCAAGCGGUCGGCAACAUUCAUCUCUCGACGGGGUGUCUAACUCUGUGUUACAUUGUGUUUGACCCUAAAUUAUAUUUACACUGGAAUAUCCCUUUAAGAUUACAUUUCUUGUGAUUUGGUGCCAUAUGAAUAAAGAUUGAUUCACUGAUUGAUAGCUGACUCCAUCCACCACUGCAGUGACCAGUGUCCUGCUUUGUCCACCCUAGUUAGAAGUCUGGACACACCCUUUAAACUAGGAUGAUUCUGGAAGACCACAUUUCUCUACCCCUCUUUUUGUAACACUCUUUUCGAAAUAUCUCUGCGAUCAAAAGACAAGAAAAAUCAAUCAGUGCCUCUGAUGUAAAAGCAGCAAGCAGACGGAUCAAUUGGCACAUAUUGGCUCUUUUAAAGGAGAUCAGAUUGAGGUAAGGAUAACUUGUUUGAGAGUGAGAAGAAAGCCUGCUCUUGUUUUAAUGACAUUGUUUCACAGAAUGAUUGGUAAUAACUUCCGGACAGAGUUGGAGAUGUCGAAAAUCUUUGGACCCAGCUAUAGUGCCUGACAUCUGACGCGCAGCCACCAUUAUCCCCUUCUUCAUUCACUGUUUAAAGUCCUCAAAACGACCAUUCUCUCACAAAAAAGCUUUUGCUGCACUGCUGCGCGCACACGCACAAACCUCACAGUUGGACACAGUGGCGUGUCUCACUCACGCGCACACACACACCUCCCCUCCUCUCUGCAUCACAGCCCGCUGUUACCAUCACACGUCCACGUAAUACUCCGUGAACACGCUGACUUGUUGGAAAAACGCUCGAGUAUCUCAGAUCUGUUUGAUAGCGCUCACAGGCUGCACAAUCAGCGGAGGGGGAAAAAAGUGAAGCCAAGCCAAGAAGAAUUAAUCCGGUAUUAGGCGGAGGAUUGGAUUAUUGAUCAGCACCAGUUGACUUCAUUGAAGGUGAGUGAGCGCAGUUUGCGUAAUCUUUCGCUAACCGGUGUGAGGUUUUAAAGCUCUGCUGCCAAAACGUGAGAAGUGGAGAGUGUUGAGGAAUGUUCUCGGAUGUUGAAAUCUGAUGUCUUCUUACUCCUCUGACUCUUAAACGGAGGGCGCAUGAUGGAUUUCAAAAAGUUUGGCGGCACUGAAACAUAAACUGAAACGUGUCUCUGUGCGUUCUGCAACUGCAACAUGUUUGUGCCACCUGGAUGAAGCGUGCAUACUGUGGAUUUAAUACUGUGUGGCAGCCAGAACAGAGGUUUUACCUGUUAUGAUGUUAAAGUUGAGCCACAUUUGUACUAAUUACCAUCUGCUCAACAAGUUAAUUCACAGAAAGAGCUUAAAGAGUGGCUCAGGUUAACGUGAUGCUCUUUCAUGAUGCUCUUUCACUGCAGCACCUCCUGGGUCCACAUGUUCAGUAUCACACUGACAAAGACUCAAUCAUUAUUUGUCACCUGCAUGUCUCACAUCCGAAGACUUCAUGGUUGCUGUUAAUUGGUGCUGUAUAAGCCACCACUUCAUGCAAUGCAUGUCGACUCACUGAAGGGGUCUGUCUUCUGCUUGAUAAGAGAGCCAAACAGGUGUGUGUGUGUGUGUGUGCAUGUAUAUAUGUAUGUGUAUGCGUAUGGACUUUCACAGGCCUCUGCAUGGUUUCCAGCAGGACUAAACAAUUAUGGCUAAAGUGAUUAUCACAUGAGUUCACGAUUAUUAUAGGCAAUAUAUUUAUCAAAUUGACUAUUUUAUACAGUUUAUGUCUUAUUUAAAAGUAUAGAUAUAGAUUAUGUUUUUUUACAACCAGGGCUGGACCAAGACCAAAAUGUCUGCCCUGGCAAUUCUGGCCCCAAACACCUGUCCAAUUAUGUAUCAAUAGGCUUCAGACAGCAUUAAAGCCUUAUGUUAAAGGGAUAAUCCGGUGUAAAAUUAAUUUAGGGUCGAACACACAGUAACACUGAGUUAGACAUCCUCUCAAGAGAUGAAUGUUGCCGACCGCUUGCUUUUUAGUUAUACCGACUUAAGUAAGGAUAGCACAAUAGCAAUACACAGCGGUCUGAGGAGCCAUAAACAAACCUCAAUCAAAAUGCCACUCUGUAGCCACAAAUAAUGCUCAGAACAGCACCUAACUUCAUCAACUGUACACAUAGAGUCCCAGCCACAGCACUAGCCACCAAACAUCUUUUUAACUUUGCCUAAUUUCUUUAACAAAGAGACUAAACACAACUCACCUACUCUCUUCCAGCAGCCGCUUGUUUGUAGCGAGACCUCAGGCCAGUCUAUUAUGGACUACAGCGGGGUGAUGCAGCUCAAGGAAGAACAUUUAUGAUCAUUUCUUAAUCAUUUCCUUGAAGUAAUAAUCACCAUAUUAAUCAUUUUGCACUGCAGACGCGGUAGUUCCUCUUCCUUAGAGUUUAUCUUCUUUUUUGUCCAUAAAGAAAUGAUCAUAAAUGUUCUUCCUUGAGCUGUGAAACUCCGCUGCAGUCGGUGAUUGACUCGUCCAAGGUCUCCUUACAAACAAGCAGCUGCUGGAAGAGAGUAGGUGAGUUGUGUUUAGUCUCUUUGCUAAAGAAAUCAGGCAAAGCUGAAAAGAUGUUUGGUGUCUAGUACUAUGGCUAGGACUCUAUAUGUACUGUUGAUGAAGUUAGGUGCUGUUCUGAGCAUUAUUUGUGGCUAUAGAGUGGUGUUUUGGUUGAGAUUUGUUUAUGGCUCCUCAGACCACUUAUGGCUCUGCAGAAAGAUCAUAAUAUUCAAAAGCAAAUGAUCUGAACUCGCAUGAAUGCUAUCACAGAUGUAUCCUGUCAUACAGUCUUCUGGCCUUCACCUCUAAAACAAGGUUUAAGCUCAUGACCUUUUAUUUAGUAUAUAUCUCAUUGUGGACCUAUAGGUCACUCACUGUUGAGUUAGCUAAUAAAUGCUCUGAGAAUCAUAUUCUCGCUACAUCAUUCUUCUCCAUGUUCACUCUGCCCCUCUGCUUUACUAACACACACCAGAUCACCAGACACCAGAUGCCCUUUGUGGAGUUUUCUGCAGGUAGAGCAUGCAUUUUAAAGUCAAUAAAAGUAAUUUCAGCAUUUUAGAUAAGCACUCAGCACACUUAGAGGCCGUAAAAUAGAUAUUGCUAAUAUACAUUUAAACAGUCUGAUAUAAGAGGGAACUUUGUGUUGCUAUGUUGCACAGCCGGUUGCUUUGACGCAGGAACAAUAGACUUGUAUGGAGGUGCCAUGAGGAGGGCCCAUCUGCUGGAGCAUGCUUGAAGCAGAACACUCAGUAAGUGGUUUCAUACACUCAGAAUAAGACGAUUGGGUUAUCUUCAAAACUGUGAAAUUACAAGAAGUCAUAGAUUUACAUUCAAACUGUUGGAAAAAAACACACACGCACACACACACAUUGAAGAGGGCUCCUGAUGCUGCACUGCUUUUCAGACACCCAGCCUCACAUCGUCUCUCUUUAUUCAGGUGUCUAGUUUUCUCCUCCCUUUAGCCUUGAGGGCUCGUUCUGAUGAUUAGCUGCAGGUUCAUCAGUGAAUAGAGUGUUUAAAAGGCUUUUUUUCCCCAUAAAGCUGCGGCCCUCUGUUUAUGUAACAGGCUUCACACUGAAUUAAACGUGUUACCUGGAUCACGGUGUGCAUCACUGACAACUCAGCUGUUUGUUGUCAUGAGUGCCUGGGUUUUUUUUCUCCCAAAUAAAUGUUUUUUGUAAACAUAAUUAACAUGUUCUCAGCCACAUAUAGUACCAGUGGUGCUGGGUCGUUUUGAUGUCUAGGAGUACGUAUGAGCUACUCCCCACAGUCAGUACUGUGGUGCAUACAGUAGCACUUGGUGACCAUGGCAACAAAACAACAUCAGAGGAAAGUGGUCAGAUGAGCCAGUGAUGCCAGAAGACGAGAUGAAUGGUUGACUCUGAGCAUUGCAGAGCUCAGCACAAUGAAAGACUGAUUCAUGGCACAUCGACGUUUCCGUCCUCUGUGUGGACUCCGAUCAAACAUGCUUCUCCCUCCUCUGUUCAUGUGUGAUGUAAUGUUCGUGAAAAUUAGAAGUGUUACUGUGGUCUCUGCGUUCACAGCUUAGCAAGAACAACAUUUAGCCAUGAAUGAGGCAUUACAGACUUUCACAUUUGGCUCAAGCCUCAUCGGCACCAUCUGCCCUCUGUCACCCAGCCAUUCUCUCUGAAGAGGCUCGUCUGGGGCCAAAUCCACGGCUCCCCACGGCUCUGCUCCCGCUGCAUGACGUGACUUUGACAAAACGAUGAUAACAUGAUUAUAAAUUCACAAAUAUUAACCAAAUCACUUGUAUGCAGUUGUGUUAAUAAAACAGAGCAACUUAAAGAAUUGCUCAAUUUCUGCUCUCCAGCUUGCAUCCUAAUGCAGUCAUGUUAUUGUUCCCAGUGCCCCCAAACUGCAUUCAGAAGGUGCUUGAGAGUUCUCUGUUUUUAUUUCAUAAAUAUCCUCCCACACACAAGUAAACACAGACGCGCGCACACACACACACACACACACACACAUACUCACACCACACACACAGAUAGUUACAUAGUUCUCCUUGGACACAGACAAAGUAUGCUAGUAGGACCAACAACAAACUGUAUCGAGGCAACAGCAAACAAUAUCCAUAAAAAUAAGUCGCCACCUCAGGGAAAAUCUGUGUGCACUGUACAGUUUUUAUCUCAGUCUGUCAACACGACUCAGCUCACAUAUCAGAGACCCUUUUUUUAAGUUUAAAAGGAUUAUGUGAAGAAAACAUCUGAAGUUGAAGAUUUUUUUCUGACUUUACAACAACCUUACACCACAUUUUGGACAUAAUUGUCUCUCUUGUUCUAAAUAUAUACUUUUAAAGUGUGGUACUUAAAUCUCACACCUCUGUCAGGCAGGGGUGGAUCCAGGGGGUGGUGAGGGGUAGCUUUACCCUCCAUUUAAGACCCACUCUGAUGAAAAUAAUGUUUUUCUUGGUUUUUUUAUAUGUUCAUAUGGCAUUCAUAAUGAGAACACUAAAUGCGAAAUUGCUUUUCUGAGUAUCUCUUCAUUCAAAUCUCUGUGAAUCUCUGGCAGACCCAAACGGCAGGUUCAGAAACAGUGAGAUUUCAUGUAUAACCAAUCCAAGCUCCGCCCCUGGAGCCCCGCUAUGCAGGCCACACGCUGCAUUCAGAGGAGAAAUACAGGGGACGAUCGCGGAACAAGCGUGUGCAUUAGCCGAUUUCAAUGCUCUUAAGAAAGCUUAUUAUGAUAUUAACUUUAAUCAUGUCUCUAAAGACAUUAGUGUCCGAGAGCUGAAUCGCUCCUAUGUUACCUGCCACUUCUACUACACCGGCAAUGCUAGGCUGCAAUCUAACAUGAAGACAAGUGUGCAGAGCAGCGCUGUCUCCGCCCACGACUCAGAGGCAAAUUGAAGAAAAGCCCUUGACAUAGGUAAUGCAAUUUUUGGUAAAAACUUCAUAAUCACAAUUUAAAGACCACUGAAAACACUUUAAGUAGUAAAAAAAAAAAUGAUCCAAAUGGGACUUUAAAACAUGAUUAACCAACCCAAUACUUGGCUACUUACCUUGACAGAUUUAUUUUAAAGUUAGCCAUCUGGGCUGUGUCUCAAAAGACUGCUAAAAGCUGCUGUACUCGAAUUUCAACUUGGCACUUUUCCUUCGAUUAAAGCUCUACAUUUUGGUUUUGAAUCAAGCAGCGAUCUCUGAUGUUAAAAUAUACACCCAAUGGAGAAGUGCUACAAACUGCAGUUCCUUAAGCGUCCUCUUGAGGCCGGCUUACAAACCUUUGAAGUCCUAUUCACACGUAUUUUAAAAUGCCCAUUUUAAGAGCAGAAAUAAACACGUUCACAGCCUAGAAAAAACAAGAACAUAUUUAAUCGGAUUAGCCCAUUUUUUAAUUCAUACACACACUUGUGCUCGAAAGAUUCAUUUUUUUCAGUCAUUUUUAAAGGACACAAAUUUUGCAUAAAGGGGCAUAAUUAGGGUCAUUUCUGACUGGUCUGAUGGGAGCUGUUAGCUGGGAGGCAAGAGGCUCACUUCAGCUCCAUCUUUUUGCCUCUUUUGAUUUUAAAGCCUUUUUUCAAGCCUUUUUGAAAUUUUGGCUCAUUAAAAGAACAUGAAAUCCAGUGCCUCAUUUUCAAAACCAUUUCCUGAGAUAAGUCCAAAAAGAAAAUACAAAAAUGCUCUUGAAAAGUACCACCAUGCGGAUUUAUAUGCUCCAGACUCGGUUGGAGCUCCUGGAACCAUGAAUGACUGCAUCAGUGUGGCGUGGAUUAGGGGUGAUCGACCUGUGACCCUGCUGAGGUUUUUUAUAACGCCCAGGUGGUUUAAUGACGGCCUGGUUUGUAGUUUUGGGAUGGGUGUUUCUCAUCUUUCUCUGGACAAUAAUCCCACAGAUUCUCUAUGGGGUUUAGCCCAGGCUAGUCCAUUACUGUAGUUCCAAUAACAUUAUGGUCGACUAACCAUUUGUAAGGAGUUUUGGUGCUGUGGGCAGGUGAAAAGCAGGAAGGAGAGAUCUAGAUCUCCUUAAAGCUGGUCAGUGGAUAGAAUAAUGAAGUGUUAUAAAAAGCUGUGAUGACUUUGGACUUGAUGAAACAGUGAACAUGACACCUCAUAUCAUCACAGGCUGUGGAAACUGCACACUGGACUUAAUAAAACCUGUGAUUCUGUGCCCCUCACUCUUCCUCCAGCCUCUAGUUCCUUGAUUUCCAGAUGAAAUGCAAAAUUUACUUUCAUUUGAAAAGAGCAGCAGCAGUCCAGUUCAUUCUACUGAUCCCAGGUAUGACACUUCUGAUGUCGCCUUGGGUUCAGGAGUGUCUUGAUAUCAGGAGCGUGACAGCUGUGGCCUGACUCCAGCCACAGUCUAGUCCUUAUGAAGCUCUCUCAAGUUCCUAAAUCAACUUUUCUCAACAAUCUUUUUGAGGCUUCAGACAUCUGUGUUCCUUAUGCACCUUUUACCACCACGUGUUUUCCUUCAAGUCAACUUUCGACAGCUAUACUUCGAUAGUCCUCUGGCAAACCUUUUCAGCAUUGAAUCUCUUGAUUACCACCUUCGUUGAUGGUGUCACCGACCAUUUUCUGGACAACUGUUAAGUCAUAUUUCCUCUGAUUGUGGUUGCAAGUGCUGAACUAGACUUGGAAAUAUUGGAAAUAACUUAUUCUGUUUGGAUAAUUAUCUAAAAAAUGUUUUUUUCUAAUAUUUUGAGAUAUGUUUUUUGGUUUUUGAGCUGAAAUGAAGAAAGAAAAAUGCUUGAACAUUUUUUCCUUUUUUUGUAAUCAGUCAAGAUUAUAUAAAAAUUUUCACUUUGGUAAAUAAGUAACAGAAAAUAUUAAACUCUUUUUACAAAAAAUUAUUGAGACACACAUGCUCGAGCUGUUUUAUUGUCCAUUCCUGAGAAGUCUAUUAAAAGCAGAAUUUAACACAACAAACAAUCUGAAUGGAAAAUGUUUUUGCUUUUAACUUCCUUAUGCAGCUGUUAGAUAAAUACAAAUAACGUUUUAGUCAAAUACAACAGCUCUUUCUUUGUCAUUUCAUUUCCCCCAGGGUCUUAUUAGAUAAUUUUGCCCUGCGACAGACUAAAACUGAGGCAGCAUUUACAUUCCCAUUAAUGAAGAACACUUCAUUCAGAUCUUUCAACAGACAACGAUAAAAGAAUCCUGAUUCAGCAAAAGUCAAGAGCCUUCUAUCUUCUUUUUUUCUUCUUCUGGUGAAGGAGAACAUUUUUUUUUAUCUUGCUUUGAAAAGGGAGAAAAACAAGCGCACGCCAAAUUCAGUCUGACUUAUCAAACCGGCUGCUGAGUGUUUGGUGCACUGUGGCUCUGUGAGUCAAUCUUUGAGAACAGGUGUAGGGAUCUAUGAUUCAUUUUGCAGUAUAAAGAAUGUAUUAAACGGUCUCACCCCAGCCUCGCCCCUUCACUCUGCUCUCCAUGCAAGAUAAUAGUUGUGCUGUUUGUUUUAGUGAGGCAUCAGAGGCCACCAAAGUGUCCCAAAGAGGGCCAUUCAAGAUACAAAGAAGCAAUGUUAUAUUGAUACCAUAAUCAAGUGUGACUACGAUUCUGAUCUCGUAACGAAAAAAGCACAGUGUAAAAAAUGCUGCAGAAGACAUCACAUAUGUCAGACAGGAGAGGAAGAACAGUAUCAUAUGUGAUCUGUGUGCGUCUUUGUGUAUUCUUGUGCAUAAUGCCACAGAAUUGAGGCACCCAUUGUGAAAUAAUUCUCCCACCCAGGCAGCACAGUUGUGUGAAUCAAUGUGAGAGCCAGAAAACAGUAAUGUGCAGUCUGGGUAUUGUAAUUGCAAGGAUUUGUGCAGAGGAUAUGAUCAUCCUGCAAAUAGUCUUCAUACAGUAGACUAAUGGUUUACUGACAGCCCUCCUCUUUAGCACAUAGAGGAAUACUGUGACUGUGGUGGUUAAAGAAGAAACGUGCUCUGUAUGACACCAGCUCCUCUUGUUCACCUUUAGUAGAAAUGCUCAUUAACUUGUGCACACUUCUGGAAACAGUUUGAAAUGCAAAUCAUUGUCUGAUAUGAACUCGGACAACCAGCAGCUUAAUGAAAUUUAGCCAGCUCAAAUACAUUUGAGAUAAUACCAUGUUUUCGGUGCUAGGAACGAAGGAUGACACAACCCAAUCCUUCAUGUAACUUAAAGGUUUAUUCAUUGUUUAUGUACAGCUGCUUUGAUUUUUUUUCUUUCAAUGAUAGUUGUUAAAAAUCAUCAGAAAUUUAUUUAAUUGGAUAAACCGCUUGAGAGGAAUCAUCUCAUUAUCGAGGGGGUCCUAAAAUACAUUACAAACAAACAAAAAAAAAAAAGACAUUCAACAAUCUACAAACAUAAAGACAACAGACAACAACACACAAAAAAUAACAACACUAAAAAAUAAAAAAUAAUAACAAAAAAUAAAUAAAAAACACUAGAAAAAUGAGCACAACCUCUUGAUUGCCAAAAAAGGCUAUCGCAGUGGCCUAGUAAAACUAAGAGAAAUGUAUAAUAGUAACGUAAUAAUCAAAUCAAAAUUACAGUGUGUUACAGAUAAUAUUGUUAUGCGUACUGUUACUGAAACAUGUGCAGUUUAACUCAAAAUAAGAAGACAGGGCAUAACAUUUUUAGUUUAGAACUAAGCAACGAUGAAAAGUGAAGCCAAACUGCAGUUCCUUGAGUGUCCACUUGAGGCUCGCUGCAAAUGUGAGGGAACCCCAUUGGGUCCAAUGUUAAACAUAAUAUAGCAGAAUUAAAUAUGUUCAUAGUCGGUUCAAAACCAGGUUUGGGUAUCAUGUAUCUAUUUGUACACACUGCACAGGGUCGGAAAUAUUGUAAAACUCAUUUGUCAGGGUCCGAUUAAGGCAAGAGUUAAACUGAAAUUAGCAUGAUUAGAGGUACGGCUGAGAUUCCCUCAACUCCACUUCUUUGCCUGUUUUUAAGCUGAUCAUUGUUGGUGUUCAAACGAUUCAACAGGUGACUUCACAGAGACCAUGUCCAAAAUUUAUUUAGUUUAUGUGUAACGCCUACAUCUAGCUACAAUUCUGAUCUAGUUUAAAACCUAAAAGUGUUCCUGUAAUGAUCCCUAGCCUCUACCCUUAUAUAUAAAAAUAAUGUAAGUUCUGUUUCACAGAGUUUGGUAUAGUGUAGCAGCCUUUAAAGAAUUUCAUAAAUACUGUCUGCAGCAAAAUACCUUCUACAAACAGCUAGAAUGAAUUGUCUUCCACUUUGGGGUCUCUUUUUCCAGCAAUAGCAAAAAAUUGUAUAACUGCAUUGCAGCUCUGUAUAUAUCAGGCCUGACUAAGUAGUUUAGAUAACAUCAGAGGCCUGAUAAGAGAUCUUAUUUUAACUGGGACGAGCACCACUUACUGGCACAAGUAUUACUGUUUAUGUACCUCAGUGAAGAGGUGGACAGAGUUGCACUGCAGGUAUUUCAGGCAGUAGUUUAUAGAAAGUAUACAUCUUGUUGGGCUUGUGUAAUUUAUCCAGCAGAGGAUUAUUUAACAGUACUUUUGGGGGACAUACCUGUCCUUAAGAGCCAAAGUUGCAUAAGAAAGUUGAGCUCAGAGUUGUUGUUUGAUAGACUGGGACCACUUUAAAGAUAAGAUACCAAUUUUCAACCAUUUCUCACAGGCCCAUAAAAGAGUUUAUGCUCAUAAUCAACCCAUGUAAGUGAACAUUUUUUAAAAAGAUGAAAGAUCAUGACUGCUGUGUUGACUCACAGUUGCAAGGACUUGUUUGAUAUUAAGGUGACAUGUUGACUUAUUUCGUGCUGAGAGGUCGUGUAAUCUGUCCGUGUGAGAAUAUAAAAUGAAGCGAUAAACCUUCAGCACUGUAGCAUUCAUACUUUUAUUCUCUGUUAAUGUGUAGGACUGCAUCCAAGUGAAUCAAAAAUUUCAUGAAUAUUUUUUCUCCCUGCUGUGCGCGGAUCAAAAACUGAAAAGCUCCAUUUAAUCAGUUUCAAUAAACGAGGAACAUCACUGGAAACAGAAUCUUUUUAGUCAUAAUAAACAAGCAAUUUACAUAAGGUUACACUUCAUAUUUCAGCUCUUUGGCUGAGCCUGGAUCACAGUGUAAUGAGUCCCCUUGUGGACUCCUCUCCGCUGUAGACAAAGUCUUUGUCUUUACUCAUAAUAUCACACAAAUGUGAAUCCUCUGCAGGAGACAUUCUGUUCUGUUUCUUCACAGUAAUGAACAAUAAUCAAGGACAUCAAUUUAUUGUCUUCCUUGUGUGUGUGUGUGUGUGUGUGUGUGUGUGUGUGUGUGUGUGUGUGUGUGUGUGUGUGUGUGUGUGUGUGUGUGUGCACUUAUACCCCUGCUUUUCUUCUACUAUAACUGAUAUGACUGGAUGCUAAAGCAGGCAGGAAUCUGUGGCUCUGAUAGGGUCUCGACUGAGGCUCCAGACAGCACCUCAGUCAGAUUUUCUCUACUCCCACUCUCCUGUGCUGGCUGCCUUCUCUACUCGAAGGCCUGCCAACAAACCGGCUCUGUUUUCCACACUACCAACCCAAUUCACCAGCUGCUUGUAGUGAACAUGUAUAGUAUUUUGCUGUGUGGCUGCAGCAAUCCAGGUCAUUUAAAGUUAUAUGUAGUUAUGUAAUAAUUUGAUCCCACUCCACACAUACUUGUUUUAUAGUGACUUUUGAAAAUGGAUGUCAGACAGUUAACUCCAACAAAGAUUCAUCUUGCUUUGUCUGAUAAAAAACAAUAUUAAUAAUCCAAGGUUAGUUGGAUUAGCCUAUGUCCAUGGUAGCUGUCCAGUUAUUUAUUUGUUGAGGCUGUGAAACUGGCAUACAAAAGUGUUAAAUUGCUUCAUGUGGGUGAACUUCAUUUAUUUAGUCUUUUUGCUGUCUGUAGUUAAAAAUGUUGUGUUUAAGGCACCGAUUUAUCCAGACUGUAGUGACUGCUUUCCUUCAACAAAAAGGCCGCUGGGGUUUAGGUGCACUUGCAUCGGUAACUUGUUCAAUUAUCAGUCCGCCUCUGCCAGCAAAGCUUAUGGGGCUGUGGACAAACUUUAGAAAUUAAUUUCACAGAACAUACAUUUUUCUCCCCCCUGCUUGCAGUUUCGACAUGCAGUUACAGUAAGACUGGUUUGUGCUCGAGUCCUCUUUUUUCUGUGCAGCUCUGUUUCUAAAAGUUAUUAGGGGGUUCAUGUUUUUUAUGAUUGACACUUGAUACAGCCUAUGGGUGUACGAAGAUUGCAUAGCUCACCCGGGGGAUAUGCUGUUUGAGCCGAGCGUCAUCACAGCGACUAUCGACGACUCUCCCGCCGAAUGCGUACAACGCUACUGCACAAUGUUGGUUUAAGGAAGUGGAGAAAAACCACAGAAAUACCGAGAGCUUUUUGGCUUCAAAUCCGUACACAGGCAGAAGGCGGAACCAAGUUGUCCAUAAUUUAUACAGUCUAUGGUGCCACCACUAAAAUCUUUACCUUUUUGGAGGCGAGACUUAUCACUAAAAUCAGCUGUUUUGGCCGCAUCACAACAGGCUGCCUCUAACUUUCUUUUAAUUCGGGCGAGGCCUCUAUUUUAAAACCAUUUAGAAAUAUCUUAAAAGAUUAAUAUGUUGCCACUCUGCAGUGAUACUUUUUAAGGAGAUAGAGAUAAAAGUCAGCUUUAAAAAAGGGUGAAUAAAUAUUACAUGCACAUCAAGUCAGCACCCAAGUUGGGCCACCCAGUCAGAAAAGUCAGAAUACUUCUUUGAUACCUCCCUGCAUCCAUGAAUCCUAUUUCAUCCACGAACACAGAGCAGAUCUUAGAUUUUACUUUGACUCGAUUUCACUGCAUCUGAAAUGUCACACACUGUAAGAAAACUUAACUCCAGGAUAGUCGUUUUUACCACUAAGAUCUCUAAAACUCAGAGUUUUUCUUACAAAACAGCCAAAUUCCUUGUAAUAUUAAGAAUAAGAAUAACUUUAUUUAUCCCCACAGUGAAGGUCAGUAAGGUUGUUGUAAAAUUUGUUGUGUCAUCACACUUAAAUAUUGAGUAGACACAAGAGAUUAUGUUAUUGGAAAAUCAAAUUUUGUGUUGUUUUGCUCGUGGGGUAAUGUGAAAUAAUUGGCCCUCCACAAGCUCGACAACACUUGCCGACUCUGAUUUAUGGUUGAAAAGGUUUCAAAGAGAUAAAACUCUCAUACAUUUAAACUGCUCCCUGUUCUGUUUAUGUGUGCGAUGAUUUACUGCAUAUAUUUUGUUUAAAGAGUCAUCACUGAGCAGUUAUUUCAUCCAUAACUGUUGUUGUCAUUAAUAAAACAGUUUAUCACCACGAUAAAUUUAAAGAGUCCAUUUCAGGUGUCCAUCUGUGCUCCACCUCACUUUCUCUGUUAGAAUAACUCAGUGAUUAAGAGUCUUGUUGUAUAUUGUUGGCAGGUUGUGUUGUGGCAGGACUGUCCCUGGCUAAAGGGCACGAGCUGCCAUGCCAUUUGGCUGUUUGACACUCGGAGAGAAGAAGGAUUACAACAAUCCCUCAGAGAUCACUGACAAAUAUGACCUCGGACAGAUCGUCAAAUCGUAAGUUAAUCUAUAUUGUACAUGAACCUCACGAAGUUCUGCAGUAAAUGUGCUGAAAGUAUGAAGCAUGUCACUUCCUGUGUGUUUUUUACAGAGAGGAGUUUUGCGAGAUAUUCCGGGCAAAGGAUAGGAACACCUUGAAAAUGUACACCUGUAAAAAGUUCCACAAAAAGGACGGGAGGAAAGUGAGGAAAGCUGCCAAGAAUGAGAUAAUGAUCCUCAAGAUGUAAGUGCAGUUUUGAGCUUCUCAUUAUAGAGCGUACAUGUUAGAGAAAGAGAGACGGAGUCGCAACACAAAUGAGCUGCACACAUCUAACAGCAGGUUGAACUAAAGACCUCAGAGAUUUGCUUUGCCAAGUCUUUCAGAAUGACAUCCUAGAACUUAAUGAGUUUUAAGCAUCAUAUACGACACAGAGCAGUUCUGGUUUAACAAUGCAAGUUUUACCGUAUGAUUAAACCGUGUUUGUAUAUCUGAAAUAUGAUCGGUUUAAAACUCAAGGAAGGGUUAGAACUUGAGGAAAAAGUUUUUCGGAAAUCCAACAUGUUUCUUAUUGCCUGGUGCCCCAGACAGGGUUAAAGACCCACUCAGAGGAAAAUCAUUUUUCUUGCUGUCUACAUGUUCAUAUGGCAUUUACCUGAUACUAGAGGACAUAUCAUGAAUAAAAUAGGUGAGAAAUUGCAUUUCUGAGUAUUUCUGCAUUCAAAUCGCUGUGAAUCUGUGGCAGACCCAAACUGCAGGAUCAGAUCACAAAAUACAGUCUAUGAAUCAGAUUCAGUGAGAUUUCCUAUGUAACCAAUCCAGGCUCCGCCCCCGGAGCCCCGCUAUGCAGGUUAGGCUCGGAGAAAUAGAGAAGUGUCUGCGUUAACGGAUUGAAAUUCUCGUAAGAAAGCUAAUUAUUCAACUUUCUUCAUGUCCCUAAAGACAUUAGUGUCCGUUAGCUGAAUAGCUCCUAUGUUACUUGUUACUUCUACUACACCGGUUAUGUUAGGCUGCAAGCUAACUCAAGGAGAAGUGCGCAGAGUAGCGCUGUCUCUGCCCACGACUCAGAAGCAAAUUGCUAUUAGAGCUCUGCAGAAAAAAAGCCCUUGAAAACAACACAGGUAAUGUGAUUUUGGCUGAAGACUUCAUAAUCACAGAUUAAAGACCACUGAGAACACUUGAAGUAGUGAAAAAAAAACUAUUGGAGUGGGACUUUAAAAAGCCAAGGGGACAAACCAAUACAUUUUUGGCCAGGGUCCUUUCAUUUGAUCUGUGGACAAGACUAAAAACAUCAAUUCACCCAGCCUUAACUAAAGUGAAACAUAUUGCCAAAUUCUGGAAAAGGGUACCAGCAUGUUGUUGGAGUCAGUAGUUGCUGCAGUCACUCCUUCUUUUUCACCAAGAAUGAUAAAAGUAAACAGGUCUGCUCUCUAGUGAAAUCAUCUUACAAAUCAACAUGCAAACCAAGUAAGCUGAAGAGUAAUUGAGGGCAGUGAUCAUUAGGCAUCAAAAAGGCGACAUAAAAAUGCGUACCUUCAAUUUCCCACUUGUGUAUGCAGGCUGGCUGUGACAUUUUAAUACUGGCUCUCUGCGGAGAUUUGAGGAAAUGUCUGGUACAGUUAUUUGUUUUCAGUUUACCUAAAUCAACCCCAAGCUUUGGCACGUAGCUGUGUUGCUUGUUCUUUUUCACCGACUCCAUAUCUUGCUUAUUUUAACCCCACUUACAUCCCACCAUUUUCUUCCCAUCCUCUUCAACCUUUUUCCUGCUUCUCAAAGGCUGAAACAUCACAACAUCCUCCAGCUGGUUGACGCUUUUGAAACCAAGAAGGAGUACUUCCUCUUUCUGGAGCUGUGAGUAUUAUUGGCAGCACUUGAGGGGAAUUUUUGUGCAGACUGGAGUGCACAGGGCUGCCUCGACUAGUACAAGACUGAGGUUUACUCCAAAAAUGUGCAUUUAUUUUUUGCAUCCUUCAACAAGUGAUACGCGUUUACUGUGAAUGUCCUGUGUCUUCAGUGCUACAGGCAGAGAGGUGUUUGACUGGAUCUUAGAUCAAGGAUAUUACUCUGAGAGGGACACCAGCAACGUGAUGAGGCAGGUGCUGGAGGCUGUAGCUUACCUGCACUCUCUGAAAAUUGUCCACAGAAAUCUUAAGGUAUAUACCUCUGCUGACACCUAGUGAGAAUUAACAGCAUACCACUGUAAACCAAUAUAACUGCUCCUCAGGAAUGCUUUUCACAUCAGACUCUCUUUGUUUACUCCCUUAGCUGGAGAACUUGGUCUACUUUAACCGUUUGAAGCACUCCAAAAUUGUCAUCAGUGACUUCCAGCUGGCUAAGCUGGAGAAUGGACUCAUUAAGGAUCCAUGUGGGACUCCAGAAUACCUGGGUAAAACAAAAAACAGACUGAACAGAAUAAAAGGUUGAACUAAAUGACUAAAUUAAAAGAGUUUGUACCUGCAUGAUUGUGCUUUCAGCUCCAGAGAUGGUUGGGAGGCAGAGAUAUGGUCGACCUGUGGACUGUUGGGCCAUCGGUGUCAUCAUGUAUAUACUGUAAGGGCCCACAGUGUGAAAAGCAUAAUCAUGUGAUUUGAGUGCAGUAUACCAAUAAGUGUGCUCUGCUAACUCUACAGUUUGUCUGGAAAUCCUCCUUUCUAUGAUGACUCUGAUGAAGAGGAUCCUGACAACCGGGACAAGAACCUUUUCCUCAAGAUUCUGUCUGGGGACUAUGAGUUUGAUUCACCCUACUGGGAUGACAUUUCAGAAUCUGGUAAGAGGUUAUUCUGUUAUUAAAAUGGGCAACAAUAAAGGCACAAGAUAUCUAUCGUGUAACCUAUAAAGCUGAGAAUUUCACAUUAUUACUUCCUUCCUUUUUCAGCUAAGAACUUAGUGGCGUCAUUGAUGGAAGUGGACCAAGAUCAGAGACUGACUGCGCAGGAAGCCAUCGCCCAUGAAUGGUAAAAAGGAAAUAAGAUAUGAAAGGUCAAACAAACAAUACUUUAAUAUAUAUUGAAGAAAAUUAAACCUUUGUUGUUGUUUUUUUUCCUGUAGGAUUUCUGGAAAUGCUGCCUCAGACAAGAACAUUAAGGAUGGUGUUUGUGCACAGAUAGAGAAGAACUUUGCAAAAGCGAAGUGGAAGGUAAAGUUUUCCUCUUAAUCUCAAUUUUUUUGCAGAUAUAUCAAUAGUUCCAGUAAUGUCUUGUGUUCAUAAUGGUGAGCUACAGUAAAUUUGAAAGUAGACUGGAUUGUAUGCCCUUAUUUAAUAUAUUUUUUAUUGAAGUUGUAACAAACCAACAUUUGAGGCUAAUAAUGUAUUCACUAUUGUUAACACCAAUAGCGACUCUAAUUAUUAGGGGUGGGAGAAAAAAUCGAUCCACAUAAGUAACGCCAUUUUUUGUUUUACAAUAUUUAUAUCAAUUUUUGUGUUCAAAAAUCGAUUUUUUUUUUUCAAAUUUAAGAAUAAAUCUUAAAAACUGACUUACCUGUGAUGUGUAUUUUUUUGGGGAAAUAUGGCUCCUGGAACAGUCAGUAGACAAUCAUAAUCAUUCAUCUGUUUCACUGGUGUUAACAGUACAAACUAUAGAUUGAAAAAAUCGACAACAUUGUAGAAUCACAAUUUAAAUCGAAUCACAAUCCAAAAAAAUCAUAGAAAAAUCAAAUCGGGAGAAAAGCAUAUCAUCCCAGCCAUACUAAUAUGUAAAGACACUUUGCUUCAAUUUGAAUUCAUGCAUUUAACUUUAACUUUUUCAGUCAGUUAUAUUAUGAAGAUGAUUUUCUCUUUUUCUCUGGAAAAACCAACAAAUUUAUAUUCAAGAGGUGAUGGGAUUAAUAGUUUUGUUUGUAAUUUCUCAAAGAUGAGCCACUACAAGAGUAGAGGUUGUUCUUACUGCUCCAUAUUUUCCAUUCAAGUAUCAAUGCAUAUCCUUGAAAGUAUUUCUGUAGAAAAUCCAGAUUCAUUUAAAUCCCUCCUUGUUUUUCUAUCACUAACAGAAAGCUGUCAGAGUGACCACCCUCAUGAAGAGACUCCGGGCUUCAGAGCAGGGAGACUCUGCCGCUGCGGGUGCUGCAGCUGACCCCAACACACCCGCCGGUGCUGCUGCUCCACCACCUGGCGGCAGCGGUAGUUUUGCUGCCGCAUUAAAGGCUGCCAGCUUAAAGGCUGCUCUGAGUGAAAAAGCUCCUGACACACAGACUGCAACAAACCCUGCGCCCCCCCAACCCGUCCCAGCCCGUCAGGAGGAGCAGCCACAGGCACGCUGCAACGGAGAUGUUCCCCAAAUGUUGCCACAAAGCCAGGGAGACUAG